AGCUCUGAGGAGAGACCUCUGUGGUGGAGGUUGUUGUCGGCGGCAGAGAUGGAGCCGUCGGGCUGGAUGCGCGCCGGGGUUCUUCUGCUGUUGGCGGCCCCGCUCUACGGCCGCGAGCUCCGCUUCGGAGCGGGAGCGCCGCCGCGGGUCCGGCGGUCCGAAUCCGAGGGAGUGUGCGGCCCGCGAGACGGAGGCUUUGAUUUGGAGGUGCUGGGCAACAACACCCACCAGCGUGUCUUCAAUGAUCUCAGUGGCUCAGUGACCCUAUCCUGGAUUGGUGACAGCACUGGGGUUAUUCUUGUGUUAACUACAUUUCAGAUACCUCUGGUAAUCAUGAGUUUCGGGCAGUCUAAGCUCUACAGAAGUGAAGACUAUGGGAAAACUUUUGUAGACAUUACGGAUCUCAUUAACAACACUUUCAUCCGGACAGAAUUUGGAAUGGCCAUUGGACCAGAAAAUUCAGGGAAGGUGAUACUGACAGGGGACAGACCUAGACCAUACCAUACCGGAAGAAUAUUUCGAUCAUCUGAUUUUGCUAAGAACUUCCAGUUGACAGAUAUUCCUUUCCAUCCUUCAACUCAAAUAAUUUAUCACCCUCAGAAUUCUGAUCUGCUGUUGGCCCUCAGUAUUGAGGGCAGCCUAUGGGUAUCUAAGACCUUUGGUGAGAAAUGGAAAGAAAUACACAAAGAUGUUUGCCUGGCCAAAUGGGGCUCUGGCCUGACCAUCUUCUUCACCACAUUUCUGAAUGGCUCUUGUAAAGCUGAUCUUGGGUUACUUGAGCUGAAAAGGACCAAAGACUUUGGGAAGACAUUCAAGACUAUAGGAAGCAAAAUCUACUCCUUUGGCCUUGGAGGACGCUUCCUCUUUGCAUCUGUGAUGACAGAAAAGGGCAAUACAAGGCGAAUCCAUGUGUCACUGGAUCAUGGAGAAACCUGGAACAUGGCACAACUCCCUUCAGUUGGACAAGAGCAGUUUUACUCUAUCUUGGCAGCUAAUGAUGACAUGGUGUUCAUGCAUGUAGAUGAGCCUGGAGAUACUGGGUAUGGCACAAUUUACACCUCUGACGACCAAGGCAUCAUAUAUUCGAAGUCCCUAGAAAGGCAUCUCUAUACCACCACAGGGGGAGAGACGGACUUCACCAAUGUGACCUCCUUGCGAGGCAUCUACAUCACUAGUGUGCUCUCAGAGGAUAAUUCCAUUCAAUCGGUGAUUACCUUUGAUCAAGGAGGGGAGUGGGUGCACUUGAGGAAACCUGAAAAUGCCAAAUGUGACUCAACUGCCAAAAAUAAGGAAAAGUGCAGCCUUCACAUCCAUGCAUCCUACAGCAUCUCCCAGAAGCUGAAUGUACCAAUGGCUCCUCUAUCUGAACCCAAUGCUGUUGGAAUUGUCAUUGCUCACGGAAGUGUUGGGGAUGCCAUUUCAAUAAUAAACCCAGAUGUUUACAUUUCGGAUGAUGGUGGCUAUACCUGGGCACGGAUGCUUGAAGGACCCCAUCACUAUGCCAUCUUGGAUUCUGGGGGCAUCAUUGUGGCCGUUGAGCAAACAGAUCAUCCUAUCAAUGUGAUUAAGUUCUCCACAGAUGAAGGACAGUGCUGGCACAACUAUGCUUUCAGUAAGGAUCCUAUGACAUUUACUGGCCUGGCAUCAGAGCCAGGAGCAAAAUCGAUGAAUGUUAGCAUCUGGGGAUUUACAGAGAGCUUCCUGUCUCGCCAGUGGAUCUCGUAUACUAUUGACUUUAAUGAUCUUCUCAACAGGGAGUGUAUGGAGAAGGACUACACAAAGUGGUUGGCUCACUCCAGCAAUCCCAAUGACCCUGCAGAUGGCUGCAUAUUGGGCUACAAGGAGGAAUACCUGCGCCUCCGCAAGUCGUCUUUCUGUCAGAAUGGCCGAGACUACGUUGUGACCAAGCAACCAUCUGUCUGCACUUGCACAUUAGGUGACUUCCUCUGUGAUUUUGGCUACUACCGCCCAGAAAACCAUUCCGAGUGUGUGGAGCAGCCAGAGCUGAAGGGGCAUGACCUAGAAUUUUGUCUGUAUGGGAAGCAAGAACGGCUAAAGACCAGCGGAUAUCGGAAGAUCCCAGGAGACAAAUGUGUGGGUGGGGAAAAUCCCAUCCGUCAAGAGACUGAUCUGAAAAAAAAAUGCACUAGCAACUACUUGAACUCAAGCCAGCUGUCUACUUCCUCCAACUCCACUCCAGUCAUCCUGGCUGUAAUAGGCUUGAUGCUUAUGACUGCUGUAGCUGGAGUAGUCAUCAUUAAGAAAUACGUUUGUGGAGGAAGGUUUCUGGUUCACCGGUACUCUGUCCUGCAGCAGCAUGCGGAAGCUAAUGGCUUUGAUGGAGUUGACACACCAGAUGCCAAUAAAACAGGCUACCAUGAUGAUUCUGAUGAGGACCUUCUGGAAUAGUGAUAUUGCAGAUCUAACUAGAACUGGAUUCACAUGGAUUUAGAUGCUGCUACAGAAGGGCCACAAUGCAGACGGUUCAUUUUACUUCUAAUUUGAAUGCCUUUUCCAUAUCCAAGGGAUUCUGUGUUCCUACUGCUUCCAUCAAACUGUCUAAAACUAAGAAGGCUGCAAGAACUGCUUUGGGUGGGUGGGUGGGUGUAGAAGGGGGAGAUACUGCAGCUCUGAAUAAGGAAGAAGGGAAACCUCUUUUUUAUAUAAAAAUGUAACUUUGUUUUAAUCAGGUUUCUUUUUUCCAACUCUUAAAGGAAAACUAAAUAGGAAUGUGAAAGCAACAUUUCAUUAAAUAUUAGCAUUACUAGGUACAACAGACCAUGCUACUAGGAGAAGGCUCCAAAUCCCUGGGUGGGGGACAUGGUCCACUUCAACACUGUGAUGACACUGCUUUGAAGCUGUUGCAGUGUGAGCAGCACUUCUCCUAGCAAGCAGGACAAUGAGAUGCUAUGGCAGGGACUGAGAAAGCUAACCAGCAUCCCGGGGCUGUGUGCCAAAACAGGGUUGCUUUUCGUUUUCACUGAAAUGUAAUCAACUGGGCAGGUGUGUGCUGUGCAAAGCAGAGAUUAUUCCAAGGCUAGAAGCAACUCUGUGGCUCUCCGAUUCCAAGGAACCAAACUGUGAAAUCGGCAUGUGUGUUGCCAUAAAUAUAAAAAGCAAAAUCAUGGGGGUGGGUGGGGGUGGGGGGGUUGAUUUAUCAACUGUAAGACUAAGUAUACAGAUAUUCCAGAAAUAUGACUUGUUUAGAAUGUUAUGAAGGAACAGAAAUUGUUUGCUUUUAAUCGGGUUCUUGAAGGAAAGUUUCGUUGUGCUACUGGCAGCACCAUGAUGUUCUUAAGUGUUUCUAAUUUUCAUUAUGUUUUUAGAUUAUACGUAGAUCAGUGGUUGCUACACAUGCACGCUUUGCUAUUGUGUUUUUCUGACUUCUGUUCAACAACACAGUUUGACUGUUAUGUGCCAUGUGGAAUCAUAACUAUUUCUCAAUAUUUUUGGGGUUCACAGAGGGUACAGUAUUGUGGAUUGAACCUUGAGAAGGUAGUAAGUUAAGUUUCUUGAACUCAGUAGCUAAAAGUUGGCCUAUUGGGAUGUGAAUUGGCAACAGAGGCAUUUCACUCCAGCAGCUAUUAUAGUAAGAACCAAGGGAUUCUUACUAUAGAAACACAAAGUAUUGAGCCAGUGCGUGGCAUAGGUAAUAUUCGGCUUCUGUUGCCUUGAAGGGACUGAGAUGCUUGGAGAGACAUGUUUGAACUUGAAAGACCUUCAUAACAUUCAGUAAUGUAUUUUCUUGAAUUUUGGUCCCCAGUGGUACUUUUUACACUUAUCUUAGGACUUUGUUCUAUUCCAGCAUAGGUGAGUGAUUAGUCACAAUUUGUCCACACUUCCCACUGCUUUUCCCCAGGGAAAACCACUCUUUUGUGCUUGAUCGGAGCAAAUGGCAAUUCGGGUUGGGUUGCCAUUUGUUAAGAUCUAUUGCUAAAGAACAGUUUUCCCUGGAGGAAAGCAGCAGGACAAGAAGAAGUGUGGAUAAGCCCCUAGACAAAAUAUUAUUCCCCACUCACCUGUGGCAGGGUCUGAAUACCUUCCACAUACCACCUGCAUCCUUAAUCUUGCUAUGAAUGCCUAUACUGGAUAUUGCCCCACUCUGCUUUUAUUCCCCACAUGUUCCUGCUGGUGAGGCAGCACUACCAGGAAGGUCUCACUGGAGGUUUCAGGGUGAGGCUACCUUUGCUCCCUUGUGCCUAGCAUGGUGCUAGGGCAUGCAUCCAGGCAUGGGGAGCCCUGGGACACAUAGCAUAUUUUCCCCAGGGUCUCUAGUGUGUGUGAUGCUUAAGGACCACCUUCCCCUUACCAAGCCCUAGUACUUCCCUAAGAUCAGGCAUCCCCAAACUUCGGCCCUCUAGAUGUUUUGGACUACAAUUCCCAUCUUCCCCAAGCACUGGUCCUGUUAGCUAAGGAUCAUGGGAGUUGUAGAUCAAAACAUCUGGAGGGCUGCAGUUUGGGGAUGCCUGCCUAAGAUCAUCAGAGGAGACCUUGCUGCUAAUGCUGCAACCUGCUGAGUGUCCAUGGUGGCAUCUACCUUCUGAAUGCUACCCUCCACAAUUUUUCAGGAGGCACUGACUGUUGGGUAUUUCCACCAUUAAUCAGUUUAGCUUGCCUUUCUUCAAAGAAGCAGAUAUUCAGUGGCUGUCAAUUAUGCCCUAGUGGUUAGGUCAGGACAUGUUGCUAAAGUCACAGAGCUUUCCACCUCACUUUUGGGCAACAAUGAGAGUCAGAUACAUGAAAUAAAGUGUCUGUCCUGGAUUUGUUUUCCCCACAGUUACUUUGGCUUUACUGUGCUUUUUUUAUUGAGCCCUUACUUCCUCCCUUACAACACUGCAUCAUUUGAUUAUAUCUCAGGGUUUUCAUUGUCUUUCUUGGUAUAAAAUUAUUUUGUCCCUUGCAGAAGGUACCAACGAGGAACACAUGGCAAGGCAGAACAUUUGUCCCUGGAAGACACUUGUAGCUUAUUCCACUUCUUGUUUAUUCUGACUCCAUUUAAACCCGGUACAGAAGCACACUUGCAUGUAAAUAAGAGUGCUGUUUACAGUCAAUGUUAAACUCACAGUAACUCAACCAGGAAAUGAAGGGGGCUCAAUAUCCUUGUGUCUGACAGCUGCUCCAAAACCCCUGCUCUUAACAUAUUUGAACUUCUUGUGUACAUCUGUUCUGUACAGAGCCAGGUUCAAAUCGCUUUACUAUCCAUGUGAUGUGGCUGAAACUCUUUUAAGUGCUGGGCUGGGAUUGUGAUGGAAAGCCUGUAAUGUAGCUGGUGAAGACCUUUUCCAUUUCACUGAGAACACAAUCUGACUACUGACUCUUCCUAUUAUAUGUCCUAUUUUCUAUGUGUAUUAAAGCAUCUCUGGAAGGGUGGUUAGGUAAGGGAGUUCAUUACUGGGCAUGACCUGUUCCAUUGCUCCAUUUCUCUUGGUUCCCCUCUCAUAAGACACUAUACAUUGUGGCACAUUGGCUUAUAAAGUGAGAGCAUUCAAGGAACUAGAAACCUCAAUAAACUAACCAGGUCCUUGUUACUGUCAUACACUUGCUGCCCUACACAACAGUAGCCUUGUCCUCCAUAGUCUUGAGUAUUUAGGUAACACUGCAUCUUCGUCACUGCUCUAAGGGUGCUGCCUAAGUGACAAAGCAGUCCUGGAAAUGUUGCCAUUGCAUGAGCUUUGAAGUAUCAUUGUCUCCCUGAUGUGUCUGUAAGGCAGACCAGACCAGGCCAUGUGCAUAAUGGCUGUAAAAUAUAACAUAACAAAAAGCCAUAGCUAAUACACUCCUCUACACAUAAUUUCUUAAGAUGUACAGUCUGAGGCAAAGUGCAGAAGAAAAAUAAAGGAGCCAUGUAUAGAGUCUGUAAAUAAGCCUGGCUAUAUUAUAAAUUUGUACUGGUAUUUUUCUGUAUAUUUGCAAUAUUUGGGUUAGAAAUAAAGACAAAAAUUGGGCGUU
Messenger RNA from Zootoca vivipara (common lizard), 5949 nucleotides. RefSeq names its product sortilin 1 (gene SORT1). The record is from RefSeq and is a predicted model, not a curated record. Lineage: Eukaryota; Metazoa; Chordata; Lepidosauria; Squamata; Lacertidae. Gene Ontology annotation, biological process: Golgi to endosome transport; endocytosis; vesicle organization. Gene Ontology annotation, molecular function: protein binding. Gene Ontology annotation, cellular component: membrane; Golgi apparatus.